AUGUUUAAGAAAAACUAAUUUAUUUUGAAAUUUCUUGCCCACUUAUUAGAUUUUGAAAACAAAGCUUACCCUCUGCCUGAACAUUUAGUUAAUAUUUUAUUGUUGUAACAUUCCUUAAUAAACAUAUCAUAUCUCUACUAAAUGAAUAAAAAAUCAUGGAUCUACAUAUUUGUACUUAUUGCAAGACCUCAAUUGAUAAUUAAGAUUGCAUAUUUAGAUUAUAUUAUGCUCGGAUUUAUUAUUUUGUGGCUUGUAUUUUUAUUUAAUCAAAAUUUCUAUGGAGCUUCACUGACUAGUUUAUUUAAUGCAUUUUUGAAAACUGCAUUGUUCAAUUUCGUACUCGAGCAAAUGAAUGGUUAAUUAGGAAUUAUUGUUGGAUUAUUAAUAACCUUAUAAUAAUUUUUAGAUGUUUUAUUAGUAUAAGGAACACUAACUGUUAAUACCAUUAAUUUUUAAGUCCCUUACUCUAAUUACUUAAAUAUCGUAGAUUUUAUAUUAAAUAUUCUGCUGAUUUAUUUUUAGUUAUUUCAAUUUCAUUAUAUAGUGUUAUAAAUAUUAGCUUUAAUUAAAUCAUGCUUUUAGUUGGCUUUUAUUAUUUUACAUAACAAUUAUAGAAAUAGAAUCAUUAGAAAAGUGGUUGCAUUUUCUCAUUUAACAACAAUUGUAUUUGGAAUUAUCCAUAUUAUUAAUUAUUAACAUUUAUAAACAUUAGUUUUAUUACCUUUAUUACUAAAAAUUAUACUUUAAUUAUAAUUUUCUAAUCAUUAAAUUGAUGAACCUAUUCUAUAGGCUUCCUUAUUAUUAGAAAAAGGAUUAGUUUUUUAAAGUUUUACUAUUUUAAAUAACUAAAACAAUUUAGGGAUUAUGAAAAGAGUAAAAUGUAAUCAAUUAAUGAAAUUGUGUAUUGACUAAAUUAUUCUUAAAAUCUAAAAACCAAAUUAAACUUUAAAGGGUGUGUGUUAACAAUUAAUGAAAAAUGAUGAAAGAAAUAUUUAUAUGUCUAAUUAAUUAAAUAUUUUGAUUGAAAACAAAUUAUUUUUACUUUAACAUUUUAAAGAUAUUGAUUUUAAAUAAUUGUUGCAUUAUACUAAUAAAAUUAAUUCAAUAAGAAGGUAAUUAGAACAAUAUCGUAGUUAAUAAAAUAGCAUGAUGAUCUAAUCAUUAUAAGUUUUCUUUUAUUCUGAAAUUAUUAAUGAUUUGCUUAAAGCUUAAUAAAUUUAAAGUAGUUUUUCAACAUCUUAAGAAACUUAAAUUAAAUUUAAUGAUUCAAUGUUAUCUAAGUUAAUUUAUUUAGUUGCUAAUUAUUAAAAUAAUAAAUUGAUCAUUAAAUCUCUAUCAAGCAACGCUCCAAAAACUUUUUGUAAUAAAAACCUUGAUGAUCUCAUUCCUUUAGGAAUUAGAGAAUGGCAUUCUUAAUUAGUAGAUUAAUUUCUUAUUGAUGGUCAAUCAAAAUAUGUGAGAAAUUUAAAUAACAAUUAUAUUGCCAAUGAAAAUUAUAUUGAAAAUGUUUAAUUUGCUAUCGAUAUUAUUUAUAUUGAUGAAGUUAACUUUAUUUGCUUAUUCUAACCAACACUUAUGUAAACUAAAACAGUCAUUAUAAAUCAAAAUUACUUAAUUACAUCAAUGAGUGCAGAUUUUAGUGAUUUUGUCAAUUUAAGCAAAUAUUUUUAAAUAGGCUAAUAACUUGAUAAAUUUAUGCCUUCUGUAACUCAAAUUACAUAAAACUGUUAUUUAGAAAAUAUGAUAGUAAUAUAAUCAGAUCAAAUUUUAAGUUCUAAAUAAGUAACUGAUAAAAAAGCUGAAAUGAAUUAUUAUUGUGAUGUUAAUAUUACUGUUAAGCUAAGCAAUAAUAAAAUGAUUUAUAUGAUCCUUUAAUUUGAUAAUUUUAAGAAAUAAUUAAUAAAAAAAAAUGAUGAAUUCACAUAAGAUUAAUUUGUACAAAAUGAUUCAUUUGAAAUGAUUCCAUUAGAAUUAGAAAAUAAUAUGGUUAUUAAUCCUUAUGAAUUUUCUGAAGAUUCUAAUGAUAAGAUAAUGUUGCAAAAUUAUAUAUAUAUAGAUGAAAAAACUGUAGUUUAAUAACAAAUUUUUACACCACGAGAUGAAGAAGUAUCUUUAGUUCGUUUUAAAAGAGUUGCAAAAAGAUUCAAAUCUUAAUUUAAAAAAUCUUAAUUUUAAGAAGAACAAUAAGCAUAAUUUAUGGAUGUUUAAUCUUAAGUUUCUUCAUUAAAAUAAUUUAGAAAUUCAAAAUUUUAUCGAAAAUAUGAACUUUAUAAUAAAUUUCUUUAAUUUAUUCCAUAUAGUAGAUUACACAAAUUAAUCAUUGUGAUCAUGUUUUUGUUAUGCUUCUGUCAAUUGAUUUUCAUGAUUAUUGUAUUUAAAACAUUUAUAUUUAGCAAUUAACAAGUAUGGCAUUGGUAACAUUAGCAGAGGAUGUCAAUUUAUUAGAAAUUAAAAAUUUAAUAUUUUAACCAAUGGAAUUAUUUUUAGUAACCAGAUGGACAUUAUUUAAUUAUAAAAAUCAACUAAAUGAAAAAUAAAUUACAUUAGAAGAAUAUACAAAUAGAACCAGUUUUGCCUUGUCUAAUUUAGAUUUAGGUUAUGAUUAAUUAAAUUAAAAUAUUCAAUCCAUAUUGUUCAAAAAAGAAUUACAGGCAUUAUUAUAAAUGAAAUAUUUUAAUGCUUAUUAAUACUUAGAUACAUAUAAAAAUGAAUAGUAUAAUAUGACUUUAAGAACAGCUAUUUAAGUUCUAUUAAAUUUUUAAUAUACACUUAAAAUGAAUUAUAAAAUUGAAAAAACGGUAGGUAUUGAUACUCCACAAGUUUUUUAUAGUUAUAAGAAUUAUAAGGUAUUAAAUGAUAUUGCUUAAUAACUCAAUCUUGACGUAAUAUCAGAAACAUUAAUAAGAGCAAAUUUAAUUCAAACCCAAGUUGAAACCAUUUUAGCUGUUAAUUAAAUUCUACUUUUAUUCUUUUUACUUUUAAUAUUGAUUCUUCAUUAAAUUAUUGAUAAAAGACUUAUAUAAUGUAUUAAUUUAAAGUAAUAUGUUGAUGAGAGAGAGUUAGAAUUUGAAAUAAAAAAAUAUUAAAUAUUUCUAAAUUAGCUUAAAUUAGAUAAUUCAUUUAAAUUUUGUUAUAAAUUAAAUAUGGAAUUAAAAGAAUAAUAAUUUUAAUAAGUUUAACACUUUGAGGUUUAGGCAAAAAUUAAAUUUAAAAAAAUUUCAAGUAAUUCGUUUUUUAAAUAUUGUUUGUUUUUAUCAACUAUUUACAUUUUAUUUUCUUUCAAUCAUUUUAUAACUUACUUUUUACAAAAAAAUUUUUUAUAAAAAUAUCCUGAAACGGCAAUUUAUUUAGAAGGAUUUGCAAAUUUAGGAGUUGAUUUUCCUUGCAUGUUUGCUUAACGUGAAAUUUUAUAUGAGAGAAAAAGAUUGUUUUAUUUGACAUAAGAAGAUUUUGAGAAUGUAUACUAAAGAAUAAUAUUAGCUUUGAAUAACACUGCAAAAUUUGAUUCAAUUUAAAAAGAUUUUUCCAAGUAUUAUUGAAUUCUAAUAUAGAAUUUUAGUUACAAAAUAAUUUGAAGAUUAUUAUGAACAAUUAUAAGGAUCAAAUUUGUGUAACUUUAUACCCAUUAACUUAUAGGUAAAAAGUUAAUUAAUCUGUCCCUAAAUUUUUAAUUAAAAUAUGUAAUUAGGUUUAAAGGCAGUUUUACUUUAUGCUGAAAAUUUGAUUGCAAAAGAGAUUGAAAUUAAUAAGUUUACUAAAAGAUUAACAAUUGUAUAUAAUGAAUUAGAUGGUGUUUUUAUUUUAUCAUAAAUCAUUAAAGAUUUUAACAAUUAAUUUGUUUAGGAUUUAAAAGAUCUGACUAAUUAAUUAGCCGAAAUUUUGUAUGUAAAAAUCUUAAAUUAAUUAUUAAAUAGACAAUAAAUAUUUGUUACAUAAUAUUAGUCAUAUUAAUAAUUUUGAUAUGGACUCCAAAAUUAGCAAUUAUAUUUAUAAAUAAUUCUAAGUAAAUUGUGCAAUUUGUAUAAAUUAUACCUACUUAUUCUCUUUACACUAAUGAUCUGUUUGAAAGAAUUUUGAGAAGCUUUUUAAAUUAGAGUUGA
This is a messenger RNA of Paramecium sonneborni, 4100 nucleotides long. The record is from the annotation of a GenBank genome assembly. Lineage: Eukaryota; Ciliophora; Oligohymenophorea; Peniculida; Parameciidae.